Cynara cardunculus var. scolymus (artichoke) is the source of this 1524-nucleotide messenger RNA. RefSeq names its product protein FAR1-RELATED SEQUENCE 5-like. NCBI's taxonomy places the organism in Eukaryota, Viridiplantae, Streptophyta, Magnoliopsida, Asterales, Asteraceae. The record is from RefSeq and is a predicted model, not a curated record. The coding region runs from base 1 to 1524 and encodes 507 amino acids. Gene Ontology annotation, biological process: regulation of DNA-templated transcription. The transcript has 4 exons.
AUGGAUCCCAUCUCCUUCAAUGAGACAUUCAUCAAGGAUAUCUUUGAUGAAAUCGGUGGCAUUAACGGUAAACGUAAAGGUGUUGAUCUUGUUCGUGAAAUUGCAACUGCUGCUAAUGAUGUUACAACACAAGAUAAAUGCAAUUAUUCAGCUAGGGAUGAGGAUGGGUGCAUUCGUCAAAAUGAAACAAUACAUGAGCGUAGUGACUUGAUUACUGAUGGAGUUUCUGCAGAGUUUGACAAUGAUGAUGUUGCGUCGUUGAGUAAUGAAUCUGAAGAUUAUCGAUCUCAAGACAUGGAGGAAACGUUUGAUGGGUCAAAAUAUGGGUUUCCUAGUGUAGAUGUAAAAUAUAAUCCUAAGGUGGGUGAUUCUUUUGAGUUUGUAGAAUCAGCUGAGAAAAUAUAUCGGAAAUAUGCCAAUGAAGCUGGGUUUGAUGUACGUUUAUGUAACAAGAAGAUAAAUAAGCUUGGUCGUAUCACGUCGCGGUUUUAUGUGUGUAGUAAGGAAGGGAGGCCACAAAGUAAGUAUUUUGAUUCCUUAGAUGUUCUUCCAGGUGGUCGUAGAAUCCGAAAUUCAAAUAUCAAGCGUUCCGGUUGUGGAACAUGUUUAAAAAUUCACUUUGUUAAAGAACCGAAUCAAUACGAAGUUUACAAGUUUGUUGAGCAGCACAAUCACAUCCUUUUUAAUAAAGAGGAGAUGAGGUUUUCACGUUCUAAAAGGCAACUACACUACGUUGAUCAUAAAAAUGUAUUUCAUGGUUCUAGCUCCAAGGUUGGCGUCACCAAAUCUCAUAGAUUCAUGAAAGCCGUUAAGGGUGGUGUAGAUUCAUCGGGUGGCACUGUAAGAGAUCAUCAAAACUUCAAACGCGAUAUGGCAUAUUUUGUUGGCAAUAAAGACGCACAAAUGUUAUUAAAUGUGAUGGCUAAUAGGAGGAAGGUUUGUCCUGAGUUUUUUUUCGAGUACAAGUUUGAUGACAUGGAGUUGUUAGCAACUUUUUGGGCUGGUGAGACUGCACGAUCAAAUUAUAGGGAAUUUGGCGAUGCAAUCUCAUUUGAUGCAACCUUUAGGACCAACAAGCAUGCUAUGAUAUUUGUUCCGUUCGUUGCAAUUGACAAUCAUAAGAAAUCCAUUGUUGUUGGAGCUGCAUUAAUUCAUAAUGAAUCUGUAGUUGAUUACACUUGGGUAUUAAAAGUGUUUGUAAAAGCACAUGGACGUCAACCACGUUUCGUUAUCAUCGACCAAUGUGCGUCGAUGAAACAAGCAAUUCCCAUUACAUUUUUUGAAUCCAAGAAUCGAUUGUGUAUGUGGCAUAUCAUUAAAAAGGUGAAAUCGAAGAUUAGUAAUUACCUCCAACACCGUACGCAGUUCGCUAGAGAAUUUAAUAAGUUGGUGUGGAACGUUCACCUUGUUCCUAAUGAAUUUGAGAUGCAAUGGAACAAUCUGAUCGAAUUUUAUGGAUUACGUGGAGAUCCAUGGUCUGAUGAAUUGUAUGAUAUCAGGGAGUCAUGGAUUCCAGCUUACUAA